Camellia sinensis is the source of this 1474-nucleotide messenger RNA. RefSeq names its product bifunctional nuclease i (gene BFN1). NCBI's taxonomy places the organism in Eukaryota, Viridiplantae, Streptophyta, Magnoliopsida, Ericales, Theaceae. The record is from RefSeq and is a predicted model, not a curated record. Gene Ontology annotation, molecular function: endonuclease activity; nucleic acid binding. Gene Ontology annotation, biological process: DNA catabolic process.
UCCUUAUUCAUAUUCAUUUCUUUAAUUGCCGUGAUUCCUCUGUAAUUCUAGAAUAUGCACAUCUUGCUUGUGUUCACAGCCAACUUUUGAGGGCACCAAAAUGGGGUAAUUUUUAUACUUGCAUUCAAUGUGAACUCUUCAUUACUUAUAUUAUACAUUAGAAAGAGAACAAGUUUAUCAUGGUAGGUCAUUGCACUUGUAUUUCAAUGUUUUGAGAAAAAAAGAAUAUAAAAGCAAAGAGAGAAAGACCAUCUUUGAGAAAUGGGUUUUUGCAGAGGAUUGUUGAGAAUGUCUUUUUUGGGGUUUGUUUGGUUUCUUGGUUUUGUGUUGAUUUUGGAUAGUGGGGGGGUUCAAGGUUGGAGCAAAGAGGGUCAUAUUAUGACAUGCCAAAUUGCUCAGGAGCUUUUGGAACCAGAGGCAGCACAUGCUGUAAAAAUGUUGUUACCAGAGAAUGUGAAUGGGGAUUUGUCAGCACUGUGUGUGUGGCCUGAUCAAAUAAGACACUGGUACAAGUAUAGGUGGACAAGCUCACUUCAUUUCAUUGACACCCCUGAUGAAGCUUGCAACUUUGACUAUGACAGGGAUUGUCAUGAUCCUCAUGGGGUGAAGGACAUGUGUGUUGCUGGUGCCAUCCAAAAUUUUACCUCUCAACUCUCACAUUACAGAGAGGGUACUUCUGAUCGUCGAUAUAAUAUGACUGAGGCCUUGUUAUUCUUGUCACACUUCAUGGGUGAUAUUCAUCAGCCAUUGCAUGUUGGAUUUACAAGUGAUGAAGGAGGAAACACCAUACAAUUGCGCUGGUUCAGGCACAAAUCUAAUUUGCACCAUGUUUGGGAUAGAGAGAUCAUCCUUACAGCUGCUACAGAUUAUUAUGGAAAGGACAUGGACCUCCUCGAACAAGACAUAGAGGGCAACUUCACUGACGGAAUCUGGCAUGAUGAUGUUGCAUCGUGGAAGGAGUGUGGCAAUAUCUUUACUUGUGUGAAUAAGUGGGCUGCGGAGAGCAUAACCAUCGCUUGCAAAUGGGGUUACAAAGGUGUUGAGUCUGGUAUGACACUAAAUGAUGACUACUUCAAUUCAAGGCUGCCAAUUGUCAUGAAACGAAUUGCCCAAGGUGGAGUCCGAUUAGCCAUGGUUUUAAACCGGGUUUUCGGUGCGUCGGAUGAGGAUAUGGUGUCAGCAACUUGAUUAGCCAAGCCAAUUAACUCGAAGACUAAAUAAAUUCUACCCAAAAAAAAAUCAUACAAAAUUUUUCUCCAGAAUAAUGUGGUAGUCUUGGGUCACAUAAGUUUUAAGAUAAAGUUUAUCAAAAUAAUUUCUAUUUUUUAAAAUGUCAUUACCAUAUCAUUUCAGUAUUAAAUUUUGUAUAAAAUUGAUGUUUGUGGAAUAUUUUUUUUCUACAAAUUUUUUACAUUCCAACUCCUAGGCUUGACUUAGGAUUAUUUAUCUAAAUAAUGUAUAACAAGUUUUACCA